This is a messenger RNA of Neurospora tetrasperma FGSC 2508, 1143 nucleotides long. RefSeq lists its product as uncharacterized. The transcript is spliced from 2 exons. Bases 1 to 993 code for a protein of 330 amino acids. Gene Ontology annotation, cellular component: lysosome. Gene Ontology annotation, molecular function: palmitoyl hydrolase activity; thiolester hydrolase activity. Lineage: Eukaryota; Fungi; Ascomycota; Sordariomycetes; Sordariales; Sordariaceae. The record is from RefSeq and is a predicted model, not a curated record.
AUGGCAAUCUCCAAGCAGCUGAAGCUGUUGCUUACCAGCGGCUCGCUUAUCGCAGCCGCGCUGGCCAGUCCCGUACAGAAGCCACUCAACGACGACGACAUCGACGACACACCACUGCCGCUGGUCAUCUGGCAUGGCCUAGGAGACAGCUACUCGGCCGCCGGCCUGCGUGAAGUCGGCGCCCUUGCCGACGCCAUCAACCCCGGCACGCUCAUCUACUUUAUCCGCAUGGACGAUGACGGCAGCCGCGAUCGUUCCGCCACCUUCCUCGGCAACGUGACCGAGCAAGUUGCCAAAGCCUGUGCCGACAUCGCCGCGCACCCGAUCCUCUCUACCGCGCCCGCCAUCGACGCCCUCGGCUUCAGCCAAGGCGGCCAGUUUCUGCGGGGGUACAUCGAGCGUUGCAACAAUCCACCCGUCCGCAACCUUGUUACUUUUGGCUCCCAACACAACGGCAUCAGCGCCUUCCGCGACUGCCCCUGGUCCGACUGGGUUUGCCGCGGCGCCAUGGCGCUGCUCAAGGGCAACGCCUGGACGCAGUUCGUCCAGAGCCGGCUCGUACCCGCGCAGUACUAUCGUAACCUGGACGAGUACGAGCAAUAUCUCGAGCACUCCAAUUUCCUAGCUGACAUCAACAAUGAGCGGAUGUUCAAGAAUCGGACCUACAGGGAGAACCUGGCCAAGCUGGAGAAUCUGGUACUGUACAUGUUUGAGGACGACACGACGGUGGUACCCAAGGAGACAGCUUGGUUUGAAGAGGUUAAUGGCACCGAGAUCACGCCCCUCCGUGCGAGGAAGAUGUACUCGGAGGACUGGAUCGGGCUGCGUGAGUUGGAUCGCAAAGGCGGAUUGCACUUCCGCACGGUGCCGGGCGAUCAUAUGCAGCUUACGGACCAGUUGCUGAAUGAGACGUUUGCCGAGUUCUUUGGGCCGAUAAAGAAGGCCAAGAAGAGUGCUCCGAGGCCGAUUAUGCUUGGGGGCGGUGACCUCUGACGACGAUGCAUAGUAGUUUUGGUCAAAGGUGCCUUGUGGAAUUCUGAGGGGUGGUUGGCUCCUCAAUAUAUAGCAGCAGCUCUGUUUUAGGGAUUUUUUUUCUUAGGGGGUUUGGAUUUAGGACAAACAAUUCGAUCAAUUCAUGGAUUG